GACAUUUUAUAAAACAUCAUCACCUGCCUGCUGAGAAUUACUGAUUCAGCUUGAUCUCUGCCUUCUGUUGAAACCAGGACUAAGGAUUGACAUAAAAACCUGCAGUUCUGGAAAUCUCUACAGGCAUGGAUCGGAAAAAGAUGAGCGAGUUGCUGCUCUUUCUGGUCCUCAUAUCAUGCCAGACUCGAUCCAUCCAAUCAGCUCCUCUUUCCUCCUACCUGGUGUCAUCAUUUACCCCUCCUGACUCUGACUCCACCCUACCAUUCAACCACAUCGCCAUCAACAACGUCACUGAAGAUGUCUAUAUCGGAGCACGGGAGAGACUCUACCAACUCGACUCAGACCUAAAUCUCGAACAUUAUGUGAAUACUGGAAAGUGUAGUGAUUCAAAUAAAGAUAAUGAUAAUAAACUACUCAUUGUGGUGACAACACCCCAGAAGAACACUCUUAUCACUUGUGGUGGCUGUGACGGGUUCUGUGAGACAAGGAGUUUGACUAAUAUAUCGCAUGAUGUAACGAGGUACAAUACAUUCAAUUCUCAGGGGGUUGUGACAACAGGAGAUGUACCUACUGUUGGAGCUGUUGUUCUGGGUGCUGAAUUUGUGAGAAAUGGUGUGGGCACUCCAAAUGAUAGCUUUUACCUAUUCACAGGGGUCAGUGGUAGCGUAGAUACUUUUAUUGCAAAGCACAAUCUUUUAGACUUGGAUACCGUGCAAAACAUACCACGAUCUGGUGUCAUGAUGUUGAGUUUAUUCAAACAUCAGAUUGCUUACAAGGGUUAUCUGUACUAUUUCAUAUCCAGAAAAAAUAGUGUGCACUUGGGACGUCUUUGUCGUAAUUCACUAGACGUGUUCUUUCAGUCAUACACAGAAAUAGAGCUGCAGUGUGGACCUCACGAUAUGUUUCAAUCUGCUCAUAUCGGACCAGCAGGAUCCCAGUUAGCCGACUCACUGAAUAUCGACACUACGGAUGCCUUAUUGUAUGCGGUAUUUUCAAAAGAGGGCUCAUCUGCUCUUUGUGUCUAUAAGAUGAGUGAUGUCGAGCAGAGCUGUGGCGAUGCUGUUUUAGGAUGUUUUCAAGGAACUAGCACUGGUACAACGAACAGUUACCUGCUUGAUAGCAGGUGUCGUGAAAUUCUAUCAGUAGAACAGUACCCCUAA
This is a messenger RNA of Strongylocentrotus purpuratus (purple sea urchin), 1160 nucleotides long. Its product is annotated as plexin-B2-like. The transcript is spliced from 3 exons. Gene Ontology annotation, biological process: semaphorin-plexin signaling pathway involved in axon guidance; negative regulation of cell adhesion; regulation of cell shape. Gene Ontology annotation, molecular function: semaphorin receptor activity; protein binding. NCBI's taxonomy places the organism in Eukaryota, Metazoa, Echinodermata, Echinoidea, Camarodonta, Strongylocentrotidae. The record is from RefSeq and is a predicted model, not a curated record. Bases 126 to 1160 code for a protein of 344 amino acids. Gene Ontology annotation, cellular component: semaphorin receptor complex.